GAAAACGAGGAAGCGGAGAUAUAAAGUACUGUAUCUCUGGAGAAAGUAUCUAACGAGUGGCAUACAUUCAUCUACCGAGGCGACAUUACCACAGUUAUAAGAGCUAGCAACUAACAAGGUUAGUUACAAAUAUCUUUGACAUUACUCUCCAGCCUUCAAGGUGGACAUCUCACCACUGGUAACGUAAUACAGUAUCCUUUCAUCCCCGUUUUAUUUAUGUAGCUAGCUACUGUAACGUCAGUUUUCUAAUUUCAACAAAAAAUAACUGACUAGCUAGUUCGGUUAGCUAACUGUUGCUGCCUAAUUUACAGUUUUUAUGCAAUGCUAUUCGUAGCAAGUUAGUUAACUAGCUAGCUAUGUCUGAUCAUUCAAGUUAAUUUAGCCAGCUAACUGAAUCUGACAGCGAGUUGGGACUCAAUUCAUUCUGAACUACAACCAGCCAAGUUAAACAGCGAUGCAGUCGGGCCAAAAUGUGAUGGAGUGUCACAGCGAAGGGGCGCUUGGCAAAUCUGACAAUACGGCGACUUUGAGAUACAUUCCCACUCUGAAGACGGAGGACACUGGUCCAACCGUGGAUAAUAAAAAGGUUGGGGACACCCUGGUCAUCAAUGAGAGCAACCUCAGGGCGCCGAGUCCCCGUGGAGCAAAUGGUGAUGAAGAUUCUGAAGCGGAGUCGUACCGGGAUGGGCGGACAGAGGUGGUGGACAUGGAUAUGAAAGGCAGAGCGUUCGCCUGGUGCCGAGACUUCCUUUCCGGGUCAUGGAAAAGCAUUCCCGAGGCAGAUUUUCAGAUCAGCAUUGUCAGUGGUGGACUCAGCAACCUGCUGUUCAUGUGCAGUCUGCCAGACCAUGCCCACACUAUUGGAGAUGAACCUCGCAGGGUCUUGUUGCGAGUCUAUGGGGCCAUCCUACAGGGAGUGGAUUCUCUGGUCUUGGAGAGUGUGAUGUUUGCCAUCCUGGCGGAGAGAGCCCUGGGGCCACGGCUCUAUGGAAUCUUCCCUGAGGGACGCCUGGAACAGUACCUGCCGAGCAACCGUCUGCGUACAGAGCAGCUCUUUGUUCCGGAACUGUCCGCUGAGAUCGCCUCAAAGAUGGCCCGCUUCCAUAGGAUGGUCAUGCCCUUUAACAAGGAACCCAAGUGGCUGUUCGGGACCAUUGGCAGGUACAUGGAUCAGGUGAUGAACUUAAAGUUUGCCCGGGAGGCUCACGUCAAGAAAUACAACAAGUUGAUUAAGUACGACCUCCCGGCAGAGCUGGAGAGUCUCCGAGUGUUGUUGUCAGCGACCCCAUCUCCAGUGGUGUUCUGUCAUAAUGAUGUGCAAGAAGGUAAUAUUUUGAUGCUGGAGGACAGAGACCGCACCUCCACUGGGAAACUGAUGCUCAUAGACUUUGAGUACAGCAGCUACAACUACAGGGGUUUUGACUUUGGGAACCACUUCUGUGAGUGGUGCUAUGACUACACCUACAACAAGUGGCCCUUCUACAAGUGUACACCUGACAACUACCCCAGCAGAGAACAACAGUUGCAUUUCAUCCGUAACUACCUGGUGGAGACGGGAGGCUAUUCAGAGAGCACCAUGCACGAGGACCAAGCUCGUAUAGAGCAGGACUUGCUGGUCGAAGCCAAUCGAUUCGCCAUGGCAUCUCACUUCCUCUGGGGCCUGUGGUCUAUCAUUCAAGCCAGGAUAUCCAAGAUCGAGUUUGGCUACAUGGACUAUGCCCAGUCACGAUUUGAUGCCUACUUCAAGCAGAAAAAGUUAUUUUCCUAAAUCGCUAAAAGAACAGAUUGACUUCAAUGGAAUGUACUGUCAUUUUUAUAUCUGCUGAUUCUUCCUGUACGCAACUGUCCUGAUGCAGAAACGUAGUUAACUAGGCAUAUCUGUUAAGUGUUGAAACCAAACCAAAUAUGAGGGGUAAACGCCCACUGAAGAGUCUUAGGUGGAUUUUUACAAAAUUAUCUAUUGUUUGAACUUGAUAUUUCUAAUAUACCAGGACCCCAUCUAUCUAGUAUCUUUCCAUCUAGUAGCAUCCAAUACGUUGCUCUGCCUGAGACAAGUAACAGUGAAGCAGGGACUUAGCUGCACUCCAACAAAAUGCACUUAUCUUCCCCUACUAUGAAAUGUGAAAUUCUGUGAAAAUGCACAGCAAAAAAAAAGCAUGUUAUUUGUUUACAUUAGUUACGAUCUACUGGUUCCAUACAUUUAUGUUUCAAACCCUGUAGUCAUGUGCUUUCUUUGUCAUUCAACUCUGCUUCUUUCUUUACCCCACCUCGUAAUUUAAUUGUUGUUGAACUUCAGUACACCCUUGAUUUCAGGGUCGAAAUAUGCUCAUUUUGUGCAGUCUUUUUUCCUUUUUUUCCCUUGACUUGUUUGUUAAAUGCCUGUUCUAUGCAUGGUGCUGGUGCGUGGACACAAUACAGCAUGGCAGAGAAUCAAGCUGCAUAUCAGAACUCAGUUCAUACUGUAGUUCUGUUUCUUUGUAGUGCAGUAGGGAAAACUGGACUCAUGGCCCUAUUCAGAACUAGUAAGAAAAGAACAUGCUCCAUUGCAUAGUAAGUCAAAUAUGUUCUUAAACAGGAUGUUGUUUUUGACCUUUCUCUAUGACUGUUUCUGAUUGAAUUGGGCUUAAACCCCAUGUACGACCUGUCUGUUUUAGCAUUCUCUCUAGUCAAACUAUAUAUAGAGGGGUUGCAGUUGUCAGAAAUCACUUAGCAACCAUGCCAGGCGCCAUGUUGGAAGACCAGUCACUGUGGUGGAAGAAUGGUGCAGCCUGCUGGCUGUUUGUGAGCAUGUACACUGCAUUGCACAGCCAAUUGUUUCUUAGCAAGGCAAUUUGUUUUCUCAGCUACAGUGUCUUGGCUGCCAAUUACGGCACAGAAAUUGACCAUGGUGAUGAACCAAGUAGGUUUAGGCACUGUUAUCAUUCAGCUUGGGGUUGCCACUCAGUUGUUGUCAGAAGAAUUGAUGCGGCGGUCUUCCAACAUGGCUGCCAGGAGGUGUCGCAUGUCACCUCCUGGCACAAGUAUUUUGUGUCAUUCUACCUCUUCACAACAAUGGGGGUCAUUUUACACUUUGUAUGAUAAAUGAGCAAAUGUAGACCUGAAACUAAAUGAUUAAAAAAGGAACAUGUUUUGGUUAUAGACAAAGCUUAUUGCACAACCUCUCAGAGGAGAGCAGUUUAUUAAAAUAAUAAUCUCUGUUAUAUAUAUAUAUAUAAAUAGCUUUUGUCUGGCUUAGAUGUCAUUGCAUUCUGACUAGGUUUACCUUUCAUUCUAAAGCUGUUCCAUUACUAGUAAACUGGUAUAGAACUGUCUGUCACGGUUUGACUCUGCCCAAGGUUUGGAUGUUUGUCCUUUUCCAUUUCUGACCAAGAACCACAAUGGUUAAAGAAAGCUGUCCAUGACUUUGAACAACAGAUGUAUCUUAUUUAAAUGUGCAUUUGGCUUCUGUGUGUGUCUGCCUGCCUAACAUUAUUAAAACCAAAUGGAAUAUCUGCAUGCUUUUGGAAUUCAGAUCCAAAGAUUUUGAAAAUGGGAUGAUGUUUUUUUUCUUCAAUGGCAAUCAUUUGAACACAUGGAAAUGUUUUUCAGUAUAAUUUGUUAUAAUUUAUUUAGUAUAUUUGUUUGCCCAGUGAAGUGCUCUUUUGUUUUGAUGUGAGUUAUAAUAAAGGUGGACCUGUGAGUUUACCCUUUGUAUAAUGUUAGAAUAUAUGUUGUGGAUGUAGGCCAAUGUUCGAUUUCCGAGAAUAUGAAACUGCCUAGUAUAGAAGCCAGUGUCUCGUCAACUAGCUAAAUUAAGUAACUUUCUUUCAUUACACAUCAAUCCUGUCCAAAACCCUUUGAUGUUCUUGAUAUUCUCCCUGCACUGCAGCUGCUGUGUACGUAUAACUGAACUGCAAAUAAACAUGCUUGAUACCUGA
This is a messenger RNA of Salvelinus namaycush (lake trout), 3917 nucleotides long. It is a transcript of the gene chkb, whose product is annotated as choline kinase beta. The record is from RefSeq and is a predicted model, not a curated record. Gene Ontology annotation, biological process: phosphatidylethanolamine biosynthetic process; CDP-choline pathway. NCBI's taxonomy places the organism in Eukaryota, Metazoa, Chordata, Actinopteri, Salmoniformes, Salmonidae. Gene Ontology annotation, molecular function: choline kinase activity; ethanolamine kinase activity. Bases 455 to 1768 code for a protein of 437 amino acids. The transcript is spliced from 11 exons. Gene Ontology annotation, cellular component: cytoplasm.